This is a messenger RNA of Sinocyclocheilus grahami, 828 nucleotides long. RefSeq lists its product as uncharacterized. The coding region runs from base 31 to 828 and encodes 265 amino acids. The record is from RefSeq and is a predicted model, not a curated record. Lineage: Eukaryota; Metazoa; Chordata; Actinopteri; Cypriniformes; Cyprinidae. The transcript has a single exon.
GGACGCAUCUUGCCGGCCAGAUUUGUGAUUAUGGAAUCCAAAACUAACAGCAGAAUGGACACUGUGAACACUUCUCUCACUGAUUCCACAGAGAUGAGGACUGGAAUAAGCAGUUUAAUGGAAAAAUUUACGGACGAGUGUUUUGGGCACGGCAGGGUCUCCGAGCGUAAUUUUGGAGACGCGGGGUCUUUACGCAGCAGCGCGGCUGGAUCAAGCAGCGACGCUCUGGAUCAGCUAUCUCUGCUUGACUUGCCUAUCUGUACCAGAACGUAUACUGAUCACAUGGAUGACUUUCUGAAAGUCGAAAGCGGACAGUGGAGCGCAAAAGCGCUUCUGCCCAAGCACUCAAAUGUUUCGGAGAGUUCGUUUAUCAAAGAUGAGAAUGAGCAGUCUCUCAUUAUGGAGCCACCCAACACUGAUUUCGACCUCGGCUUAAACAUCAGCGCCUUUGAAAGCUGCUACGACCCAGCCGAAAAGAAACAGCAGUGUGAGUUUAUUGAGGAGUCUUCAGCUUUGCUCUCAUCUCAAGCUGCCCAGCAGGUAGCUGUGGACAGUUCUUCUAACUUUCAGUUGGACAUGAUUCAAUCUAAAUUGGUUUUGCCACCUCAGAGAAGAGUAUCGCCUUCUCUCGGUAGAGGUAUGUUGAAUUUCGAUGGAACGAGCGCAGCUACCAUGAUGCCCAAAACGGACAUUUCCAAAUGGAUUUCACCCAAGGACUCUCCGUUCUGGUAUCAGAGCACUAUUAUGAAUGAAGAGCACGCUGGAUAUUCUUCACCACAUGGGUUCAUCUCGCGCUCACACACAGUUUACACGGCAUUCCCAGGGUAA